UUAUAAGUAAUGCUCUCCAAUCGUAUAUUGCUGAGGAAACAAACAAAUCUAGUUAAGAACACUAUUAGGUUCUUUGGAGGUGGACAUCAUGGAGGCGAUCCUCGCAAGCAAGGACAUGUUGAUUUACCAGACCAGAACAAGAACUAUAUAUCUAAUACUUCAGAUGAUAAAUUUACUGCCUUGACCGGAUUCAAUCAUACACAAACAGUAGAUGUGCAGAUUACUAACCCUUACAAACAUAUAGCUGAUUUGCCUCUUUGUCAUCCUGAGCAGAUUUUCUCAAGUCAUGCAGGAGGACACUUGACUUAUGAAGAAGAAUUCACUCAUGAUGAGCCUUAUGGGUACGAAAGAGGAGAGGAUCCAUUCGAUCCGACUGGAAACGGGGUGCUACCAUUGUUAUUAUUCUUUUGUGGAGGUGCACUAUUCAUACACUUCAACUUUGUCCACUUCAAUUUCUUCAGAGUUAAGAAAUCUGAAAUAAUGAUGCACCAGAGAAUCACAGCUGGAAUGCUCGAAGAUAAGAUUAGACAUUACCGCAGAGAAGGAAACCUGUAAU
Moneuplotes crassus is the source of this 556-nucleotide messenger RNA. The record is from the annotation of a GenBank genome assembly. NCBI's taxonomy places the organism in Eukaryota, Ciliophora, Spirotrichea, Euplotida, Euplotidae.